GCGGGUCUCUGCGGCCUACUUCACUUCUCUUAUCCCACAAUUCCGGUCGCGUUCUGAACGCGUGCUCCCAGCGAAAGCUCUCGAAUCCGCCUUCUCCCAGGCAGCGAAGGUCAAAGUUCGAGUGUCUGUACACCGCUAUACAUGUGUACACGGAUGGAAAAGCGGAAACUGCGGCUCUUCUCGGCAUGGCUUCCCUUUUGAAUUUCGAGCCCGCUUCAGUUGUCGACACUUUUACUUGCGCAGCUUCACUGGAGAAGUAACCGCUUUCUUAGUAUCUCGCACAUCUUGAAGACAGGAGCGUGCCUCCAAAUGCCGAGCCCAUGGACCAGGAGGACUCUAUGGCAGUCUCUCUUCCUCCCUUGUCUCUCUUCCUCUUUUCCCUGUGCGGCUCAGGUUCUCCUGCGUGCUCUGGCGUAUUCUGUUCCACAUUUCCCUGCCUCGAUUUGCUGUGAGAAGUCUUUUUUUCGCUCCCAGAUCGACUCCACGUCUCCUCUGCAUGCACAGGGGAGAUGCGACCCAAGCGGUCUGAUAUCUUUCUCGCUUUUCCGCAAGAACGAGAGCUGCCACCUUUUCUCGUCUCUGCGAAGAAGAGUACUCUGUUGGCCGUAUAGUUUCGCUUUUCCCUCUUUUCUGGCGUCCCCCGCCUGUGCGCGUGGGGACCUCGCAGCGUCUUGCCCCUUUCGAGAGCCCGUAUGAGGUGUAGCUACACCAAAUAUUUCCCGCAUUCCCCUGCUGUUCCUCAAGGAGGUAGCACUAGACAGCAGAUACUCGUGGCCACGGCCCGGAACAGUUUUUUCUUGUUUACGGCUCUUCUUUGCCUCCGUUUCCCCGUCUUGUCCACGUCGAGUCCCCCCUCCACUCACGGGUUGUCUCUGUUCUCCAACUGCGCAUGAAAGGGGAGAGGAAUUUUUCUUUGUGGCUUUGCUCCUUUCUUUAUCGCGUCCACUGACUCUGUUCUGCUUAGAACGUUCUGUGCAUCCUCUCCUCCACGUCGUGUUCCAUCGCGUUUCGCGUGUCUCCAGCUUCCCCACCUUUGAUUUCUCCGACUGCAGGUACGCCCCUUUGUUCGCGACCACAAGUGAGAGUCUUCAAGCGCGUCAUUCGUUUUCCCCUUUCUCUUUCUCGCGCGUUUUCCUCCUCCACUCUCCACUCUUCGUCGUCAGCCUGUUUUCUCUCAGCGUCUCGUCACCCCCGGAACCGGGGGCGUCUCUGCAGCUGUCUUGACCUUCUUCUCUCUCCUCUCGCCUCGAUUUAUCAGUACGAAGACGGUUACACUUAUUCCUUGCGCAGCUUCUCGGGAACCAGCUGAUAGACUUCCUGGAGAGGGUGAGAACCCACCUGUUCCGUACCUUGCUUCCUUUGAAGACUUCGAGAGGCGCAACUCCGCACACACGAAGAGUCGCGAGGGGCGAGAAAAAUGUCGGAGGAACCGGGAGACCAGCUGUACUCUCCCUCUCGCAUUGAGGAGAGCCCGAAAGAGUGUGAGGACACGGGCGAGACGACAGGGCGAGGAGACAGCGGAGACAGGUGGGGUGAGCGCUCGGCGUCUCCCGCGAGGCGCGAGGCCAGCAGAAACGAUGGUAGCCGUGAACUGAGCGAGAAGAAGAGUCAUGCUUUUCGCCUCGGUGGAGAGAGAAGCGGGAGAGAUGGCUUCGGGCCGAAGCCGACGGAUGGCGACGCGCACAAGAGCGAGGCGCAUGGACACUCGAAGAGCGGCGGAAGCCAAGAGGGCAGGCGAAGACAUUCGGCGGAUCCCAUCGCACGUAGAGGAGGUGGGCGCGAGGAAGAGAGGAAAGAGCAGGGAGAGAGAGAGAGAACGAGCAGCCGCAGAGACCGAGAGAAGUCUGGCGAGCGGGAGCGACCGCGGAGAGAACAUGGCGAGGAGUGGCUUGGAGACAGGACGGGCGGGCGAGAUCACGCAGAGCGGAAAAGAGACGAACACAGAAGCUCGGGCGGCGACUCGGAGGCCGUGAAGAGACAGACUCCAGUCUCUUCCUCGUCGUGUGCCACGACUCGAAGGAGGACCCGCUUCGACGUAGGACCCGAGGAACACAAACAGAUGCAGCGCUUGGAGCAGUGGCGCCAACUGGUUGAGCAGAAGGCGCAGGAAGAGCGAGCGGCUUUGCAGGCCGAGCAGAAGUCCGAGGCCAACACGGCCCUCGUCGAAGAGUCCGACGACGACAUGCAAAUCGACGACGGCUCGGAGAGCUGUGCGCCGCCGGGCGCUUCCGUUUCCGGCUUCUCAGCCAGUGCCGAAGAGGUGAGAGAACGCGCCUCGGGCUUCUCUGGGUCGGGAAAGGGGCGCGACAGCCGCUGCGCAGAGUCUCCGAACAAGCGACGAGAAGAACGUCGGAGAGACAGAGACGACGACCGAAGAGACAAAGAGGAGAGCAGAAGAGACGACAGGCGGCGCGAGGAGAGGCGAGAUCGUGAUGGCAGGAAAGAAUACGAAGGGAGACGGGAACAGGAAGGACGACGGGAACAGGAAGGAAGAGAAGAGCGUGAGGGAAUGAGGAAACACGGAAAGCGAGAGGAGAAACAUGAGAGGCGGGCGGACCGGCGCAGAGGAUACGACAGACGAGAGGAUCGCGAGGAAGAACGGAGAGGGGAGAGGAGGCGGGGCGAACGCGAACGGAGAGAACGCGAGUUGCGCGACGAGAGACGCACAGAGGAAGAGCGAAAAGACCGAGGGCGCAGCAGCCCCUGGAGAGACGACUCAAGUGGGCAAGGAGCCCCGCAGCCCAAGGAAGCCGAAGAGACGCCUGUCUCCGCAGGCCCGCAGGACGGGUCUUCGUUUCCUUCGCGAGAGGAGAUGCGAGAACAGAAACGGGAGGAGAAGCGCGAGGAAGAAAAGGACAGCAGAGAGGAGGGAGGAGACCGGCCAGACGCACAAACUCAAGACGAGAAGAGCGAGGACGGGGACUGCAUUUCCUCUCGACUCCGGCGCCGACACACCUCGCGGCGCGGCGCGUCGGGGCGCCUGACGUCCGACAACAGCGAGAGCGAAAAGUCCUCGCCUUCGCCUGUUUUCGAUCGCGCCAAGAAGAGUCUUCACAAAGGCCGCCGCGGAGAGGGUCGCACCUCCGCCGUCGCCCUCACUUUGGACGACGACGAAGAAGAGCAACGUCACGGUCACCUCCCGGGCUACUCGAAUCUGCCUUCGCCUUCGCUCUCGCCCGCCUCCUCGCGGUCGCGACGCUCGCGGAGUCCACUUCACAAACGGAGACUCUCUCCUCGAGACCUGACGUCCGUCGACCCCUGGACGCACAUGGCGCAGAGGCAUCCGUUCUCCGAAACCGGAGGCGAGGCUAGCGAAAAUAACGGCGUCUCGACGCCUGGACCUCACCACGCAGCAACUCCCUUCGCUGUUGGUCCAGGCGGCCCCGUCAUCCUGCACGCGCCUGCGGGCCAGGUCGCCGCGCCCCCCUUCUCGGGCGCACAUACACCCCAUCCGGGGGUCGGCCCCGGACCAGUCCCUGGGCCAGUCCCCGGGCCAGUCGGCCCGGAGACUCCGGGCGCGUUCGGGCCUGUGUGGGGCGUACCCUUCGCGCCCGCGGCGUAUCCGGCGCCGGGGUCAGUGUGCCCUGGCUACUUUGCCCCGGCGGGGUCCCCGCCGUGGGCGAGAGGCCCCCACGGAGAGACUCUGGCACCGCGAGAGCGUUCGGAGACACUCGGAGACAGUGCGGCGGCUGGGAGACUCCCGGCGGACUUCGGGCCCGAAGUCCGGCCCCACGGGGUCUCUGGGGACCUGGCGGAGGCGCGAGUGCCACGGGGAGGCGCCUCGAGUUUCGUCGCGCCGCCUCUCGACGCCCAUCCCGUGCUACAGCAGCAGGCUCGCGAACAGGCACAGCAAGUUCACACUCACUCUGUCGCGGUGAUUGGCGCGAAUGUGUGGAAGAAAAUCGACAAAUUGCGAAGAGCAAAGAUCUGCUUGAACUGCCGGCAACAGCCCCAAAGAAUCAGCAACGCCUCAGGCGCCCCCUCCGGCGUCUGCAGUGGAUGUACACGCCACGUCGGCAGACAACACUGCAAACACUGCGGAAUCGAGUUUCUGCAACAUCACUACUGCGCCCAGGCAGAGAAAUUGCUGGGUCGACCCAUCUGCCUCGGAUGCGCCCGGCAACUGUCCAAGUACCGGAAAGAUCCGAGCAUCUGUCGGUACUGCAAGUGUUGGUCGGCCUGGAACGAAGCUCAGGAGUGCGAACGCUGUCGCUCUCGCAUUCAACGACACGGAAUGCCCCGAAGAUGCGAGAAAUGCGGCGUGGAAGCAGCCUUUCCGCGCGCAUCAACGCCUCAGGAGGGCGAAAAGGGGGAGACGCAGGCCCCAGAGCUUCUUUGCUUUCUCUGCGCCUUCGCAGCGAAGAAGGCGCUGCUUCUGCAGCAGAGAUCGAAAAUCCGAGCGCAGCAAACACUGCAGCUCCUGCAACCUGGGCGCGUUGACGCCGCAGCUCUCGAGCUCGACCACGUACCCAGAGGCCUGCUCAGUGGACGCAGGGAAACGCUUGGUCAGGAGACAGGGGAGCUCCCGAAAGAAGAAGACGCUGCGGCGAAACCUGCGUCUUUUUGGAAACAACACGCACAGACUCUUCAGCAGCAAAAUGAAGAAUUUCUGCAACAAUUGCAACAAAUGCAGCAGCAGCUGCUCCAUAAAGAUUUGGCAAUGCAAGAGCAACAACAAGAGAAGAAGGAGCAGCAGCAGGCCCUGCAGCAAGACCUCCUUCAAGAGAAGCGUCGCAACCAACAACUGCUUCUGGACUUGAAACGAGCGUCGGCGGAGCAGGAGGCGCAGGCCGCAAAAGCAGCUGCCGACCAGCGGCGAACAGAAGAAACUCACUUGGGCCUCUCAAAUGCACUGCACGAGUGCAUUGACCAGCUGAAGCGCAAAAACGAAGAACUCGAGUUGGAGAACAAACGGUGCACAUUGGAGGCACAGCAGUUGAAGAGGCAGAACCACGCGUUAGUGCGAGAGGCGGAGAACGCGAGAAAGGAACUGUCUUCUGUGACUUCUGCUCGUGACUCGGCAUUGUCUUCGCGAGAAGCUGCGAAUUCAGAGAUUUCUGCGCUCGAGGCGGCUCUCAGCGCUGCACAGAAAGAAUUGGCAGAGACACAGAAGAAACUGGCUGCACUGGAGACCGAGCUAGCUGCCGCCCACGCUGAGGUGUACAAACAGCGACGCGCGGGGGUUCCGCCGGGAGACGGUGUAGAAGGCAAGAGAGAGUUGACGGACGAACGAGAACGGGAGAGAGAAACAGAGAAAAAGGCAGACAGAGAACACGGCAGCCACGAGCACAGUGGCGAGGAGGAAGAGAAGGAGAGGGAGAAGGAUCAAGAAGAGAAUGGAGCGAAGGGAGAAGCGAAGAGAGAUGAGAAGGCUGGAGAGGAGACGGACGAGAAGGAAGGGGAGAAGGAGAAAGAGGAGAAAGAAGAGAAGGGAGAGGCGAAGAGAGAUGAGAAGGCUGGAGAGGAGACAGACGACAAGGAAGGGGAGAAGGAGAAGAAAAAAGAGGAUCUCCUAUCACAGGAAGCCGGAAGGAAAGGAGUAUCUGGGAAGAACAAGAAACGGCGUUUGGCGCGCGGUCGAGAAGCGAACCAAGAGAACGGGGAGGUAGAAACUGUCGAGAGGAGAGGCGAAGCGACUAUCCCCCAAGAGAAGGCAGAAAGAGACCCAGAAGGGGAUCAGGGCGGUGCCGAUCCGGAGUGCACGCCUGCGUGUACAGACCCCCCGGCGCCGGAGGUGAGCGAGGGUGCGCCUGCAGCCGCGGAGACUGGCGAGUCUUCCUCGAGGGAGGAGGACGCGGUUCCGAAGGCCUCCUCUGAAGACGAGACGGGGAAAAAGAACAAGAGAAAGAGGAGACGAGAAGACUCGACAGACGAGGGGAAGAGGCAUGCGGCGGAGCCGCAGAGAGGAGACGGCGAAACAAAGGAAAACGACGGACACACUCCUAUCCGCGAUGAAACAGAACGAGAAACAGAGACGACCGGGAAUCCUGCGAACGGACAGAAAGGGACGAUUGAGGCAGCGCCUGAAGAAAAUGGAGAGAAAGAAGAAAGCGGUACUCAUGGCGAAGCAGAACAAGCAGAGCAGAAGGAAGACGACGACCAAGACGACGAAGAGACGCUUCUAGCGGAUGUCGCUGCUACGAAAAUCAGCAAACGCGGGGGCAGGAAGGCGUCUGUACAGCGGCGGAAACCAAAGGCGAAGGCGAGUCGAAGGAGGUGAUUUCUCCGAGCGUCACGGAGGAAGAUAUUCACUCUUUUUUUCUCGCCUCUUUCCUCUCUCUGCACUCAACCAGCAAACUAGAUCUACAUGCA
Messenger RNA from Toxoplasma gondii ME49, 6312 nucleotides. RefSeq lists its product as hypothetical. Gene Ontology annotation, molecular function: RNA binding. NCBI's taxonomy places the organism in Eukaryota, Apicomplexa, Conoidasida, Eucoccidiorida, Sarcocystidae. The transcript has 10 exons. Gene Ontology annotation, cellular component: spliceosomal complex. The coding region runs from base 1418 to 6220 and encodes 1600 amino acids. The record is from RefSeq and is a predicted model, not a curated record. Gene Ontology annotation, biological process: regulation of mRNA splicing, via spliceosome.